Polyodon spathula (Mississippi paddlefish) is the source of this 10361-nucleotide messenger RNA. Its product is annotated as serine/threonine-protein kinase WNK2-like. Gene Ontology annotation, cellular component: cytoplasm; cytosol. The transcript has 29 exons. Gene Ontology annotation, molecular function: ATP binding; potassium channel inhibitor activity; chloride channel inhibitor activity. The record is from RefSeq and is a predicted model, not a curated record. Bases 1201 to 8178 code for a protein of 2325 amino acids. NCBI's taxonomy places the organism in Eukaryota, Metazoa, Chordata, Actinopteri, Acipenseriformes, Polyodontidae. Gene Ontology annotation, biological process: negative regulation of sodium ion transport; monoatomic ion homeostasis; intracellular signal transduction.
UAAAAUUAACUGGUGUAGGUGAUUUAGCUACAUGCGCCUUCUGUGGUUAGUUUGCAGUAAGGACCGAUAACUGGUGAACACUGGCUUGGGAUAUUGCUUUUCCUUGAGUAGCUCUGGUCGUGCAAUGAGUGUACCACAAAAAAAAAAAAGCAAUACUUAUCGUCACCCCUAAAGGAAUCGGCACUUCAGGGCGUACAAAGGUCCAAAUGUGGGCGGGUUUCAUUGGACUUCUGUGAGCGGUGGGCGGGAACACACCAUUCGUCAUUUCAAUGGGUUUCUUAUGCGAAAGGCGGUAUCGAAUGACAACGUGCGUUUUGAUUGGUUGCGAGGCGUUGCUAGGGGCGUGGAAGAGAUGUGUAAAAAUGGUAGCCGAAUGCAAGCAGUUUCCAUUGAUUAGCUUUAAAUUGUGAGAGACCAGAAGAAAAUGGACAAUAUCGGAGUAUUUUAGUUUAAAUAUUGAGGUGAAAUGACUGGACAUACACAUAUAAAAUUGUACACGUGUUUAAAAUUCUGUUCACAGUUCGUAAUUUCGAUAAGUGGGAUAGAAGCCAGUGCAAUUUUAUUUACAUUUUUGCGUAUUCAGAAGGACAAGAGAACGAACACAGACAAGCUGCUGCCGCUGAGGAUAAAACGCUUGAAGCCGAAGAACACCAGGCACACAGAGGAAAAGCUAGUCAAGUCAAUAAUAUUAAUACAAUCUCCUUAAGUAUAUCUUUACUUGAAAACAUAUCUGUAUAUAUAUAUAUUCAUUUUUUUAGUUUUACAAUAACUUAGUUAGGUAAUACUGACUAUGUAAGUGUAAAUGCCAAUAUAUUUGUUAUGCUAAAAAUAUAUGGUAAUAUACGAACAACUACGGGUCACAACGCGUUUGAAGCGAAGAUAAACUUGGCCUGUAUUUGUCAGAAUAUUUAUAACUAUGCAGUUAUUUUUCGAACGUUUUGUUGUUAAUUUGAAACUGGCCUCUGAAAUUGCUACAGUCAGUAAUUAUUAACGCUGCACAUCUCUACAAAAUUAACAAAAAUUAGGAGCAUAUAAUGAGGGUGAGAUGCUCUUAUGAUACAGUACUCCUACGACGAUCUCGGAAUUGAGAAUUUCACAUUAUCUUACAUACGCAAAAUACGGUUUUCAUAAAUUCUGGAUUGUGUUUUUUUUUUUUUUUUUUUUUUUUUGGUGGGGACGUUUUAAGUAGUAAAACUAUAUAUGGAUAAGAUUUUAUCUGUUCAGACGGAUGUAUUUGAAAUUGCUAUCCUGAUACCCGUGUUACAUCAAACUGCGUCAGUGUCUCCUGAUUUUGCAGGUACUGAGCUGCUGCUACUGUUUCUGAUAAAUCGGGAAUAUCAAACAUACAUACUAAAAUCACCUGCUGAAAUGGAAAGGGGAGGCGAGUCUAAUUCAAAUCCUCCGCUGGGUGGUAAAUUUCCAUCUGUUCCCAAUUCCGACUGUGAACGUAACAUUAAUAUUAAUCACGCCGUCAGUGAUAACAAUGUCAAUAACAUGGACACUGCUGCAGUGCCGAGAGGGGGAAGCGAUCCUAGCGCUUAUCCUCUAUCACAUCAUCAUAGGCUUGUCAAUCAGCGGUUUAGAAGGAGAAGUUUGUGGUUUUCUGACUCCGAAGAACAAAGCUUUGAUUCACCCGAAUGUGACAAUAAAAACAAAAUUCAAAAUCUAAAUCUGCGGACAAUUGUAGGCAGGACAGUGGGGACUCAUAGUUGCGUGCAGGAGGGCUCCAGCACCGAGAGUCAAGGCGGACAAAAAGACAGUGCAACGGAAAGCGUUAGUGCAGAUGAGGAGAAAGCUGAAGUCGAACAGAAAUGCAACGCUGUCUUGCCUGAAAGUACCAAGAAUGUGGGGAAAUCGGCGAGUGAGGAGACUGAAGAAGAGGCUGGGAUGAAAGCAGUUUCCACAUCUCCAGGGGGCAGGUUUCUUAAAUUUGACACCGAGCUUGGAAGAGGGUCGUUCAAGACCGUCUACAAGGGAUUGGACACAGAUACCUGGGUUGAAGUUGCUUGGUGUGAACUUCAGGACCGCAAACUGUCAAAGGUAGAGCGGCAGAGGUUUAAGGAGGAGGCAGAAAUGUUGAAAGGCUUGCAGCACCCAAACAUUGUUCGAUUUUAUGACUCCUGGGAAUCCUCACUCAAAGGAAAGAAAUGUAUUGUGUUGGUUACUGAGCUGAUGACAUCUGGAACUCUCAAAACAUAUUUGAAGAGAUUUAAAGUGAUGAAACCAAAGGUUCUACGGAGUUGGUGCCGACAGAUUUUGAAAGGCUUACAUUUUUUCCAUACAAGGACUCCCCCUAUCAUUCACAGAGACUUGAAAUGUGAUAACAUUUUUAUUACUGGACCCACUGGAUCUGUGAAAAUAGGCGAUUUGGGCCUUGCAACUCUAAAAAGGGCUUCUUUUGCCAAAAGCGUAAUAGGUACUCCUGAAUUUAUGGCUCCAGAAAUGUAUGAAGAACAUUACGAUGAAUCUGUAGACGUGUAUGCCUUUGGGAUGUGCAUGCUGGAAAUGGCUACCACUGAAUAUCCAUACUCGGAGUGCCAGAAUGCUGCACAGAUUUACCGAAAAGUAACAAGUGGUGUGAAGCCAGCAAGCUACAACAAGGUUACUGAUCCGGAAAUCAAGGAAAUUAUUGGAGAAUGCAUCUGCCAAAAAAAAGAAGAAAGGUACUCCAUAAAAGACCUUUUAAAUCAUGCCUUCUUUGCGGAGGACACAGGGGUGAGGGUUGAACUCGCAGAGGAAGAUGACGGCAAGAAGUCCUCAAUUGCCUUGAAAUUGUGGGUUGAAGAUCCCAAGAAACUCAAAACGAAAUACAAAGACAACGGGGCCAUUGAAUUUACUUUUGAUCUGGAGAAUGAAGUUCCUGAGGAUGUAGCUCAGGAAAUGAUUGAGUCUGGGUUCUUUCAUGAAAGUGAUAUCAAGAUUGUUGGAAAGUCUAUAAAGGACAGGGUGGCAUUGAUCAAAUGGAAAAGGGAAAGAACAGUUCUGUUGCAGGUAAACAAGGAGCGCAGAGAUGGCGAUGGCUUAGAGAAGCAGAAGGCCCAACAAGCACAACUGCUGACCCCAGUUGUAGACGUUCUUCAAGUGGGACAGCCAGUCAUCUUGGAGCCUGAGGAGCCAGAAGCAGACCAGUAUGCCCACUAUCUGAAUCUUCCUGCCAGUGCCACAUCUGUUACAUCUGACAGUACAUUUGAGAGUGGCCUGGGUUCGACAGUGUACUCGGACUGUCAAAGCAUCCAGCAGAGUGUUGUCUACCCAUCUCGCAUGGACACCAUCCCAUCUGCUGUGCAGCAGGUCUGCAGCCCACCCCUGAGUGACACUCGGGGCCCUCCCUCCAGUCUACAGCACCACCAACAACAACAGCUGCAGCUGGGUUCCUAUCCACAACCUCCAGCACCUGGCUUUUCCAUGAUCCCAAACCCAGCUGCUGCCCUCUGUCAGCAGUCCCUGCAGCUUUAUCAGCAGCCAGCACAGCCAUUCCAUGUUCUACAGCCAACUGCAAUCCCCCCAGUGCAGCAUGGGCCAGCGCAGACCAUGCCUCCAUCCCAGCAGUUCCAAAGCUAUUUCUACACUGCAACAUUCCAGUCCCAGCAGCAUCUUAAAGCAAUGCAGAAUCUCCAACAGCAGGUUUCUGACAUGAAGCCACUUCACAUCUCCACGCCCCCCUCACAGCAGUUUCCAGUUAUUCCCCCUGCAACUCCCCUUUCUGGAUGUGACACUUUUGUUCCUUCUCGGCCUGAUUUCUCCAACGUUUCCUCUGUGCCAGCCUCUUAUUUCUCACCUGGCAAAACAGUAGCUCCUCCUUCAGUGAACCCUACAGUGUCUCACUCUACAACUAAAGUGACCCCUGCCAUGCAGGUGGGAAACCUGACUCAAACCCCUGAAUCUGUGGUCUUGCCAUGCCAAGGAUUGCCUGCGCCAGUGUCUUUGCUUGAUAUGGCUCUCCCUGGUGAUUCAGUUUUGCCAGCUCGGCAGCAAAUGCACCAAAUGCACCAAAUCACCCAGCAGCAGCAGCAGCAGCAGCAGCAGCAGAUGUGUCCCUUGCAGCAAAUAAUUCAGGCUGAGGUUCCACCCUUGCAACCUAUUCAGAUAGCACAGGCAGUGUCUCAGCAGCAGCAGCUUCCUUUGCUGCAGCAGUCUCUUCAGCAGAAUUUAAUUCCAUUUUCAGAGCAAGCUAUUUCUGAAGAUGAGCACUCCGGGCAGGUGAGUGCUGGACAGAUAUCCACUCAGUAUUCUUUUGAUUUGGGAAUGCAAGCAGAGACACAUUUUCAGACACCCACAAGAACUGCUCAGGCUCCAAUCGUGUCCCCACCUUUGCUUGAAAUGAUGUCUGCACCAGCUGGAGUGGAGCAGGUUGUGCAUCCCACUGGCAAGCAGACUGCAACAGCUGCCCCUACAAACAUAACCCAGCCACUAGGUCAGCAAACCAGGAUGACUGCACCUGCCCCUGCCCAGCCUGCAGCAGACAUUUGUCAAGAGGAGCCCAUACCAGAGAAACAGCUGCCACUACACAGUUGCUGCUAUGACAGUGUGAAUUCUGAUGCUGCAUCAGGUAAAGAGAUGAGUGAUGGCUAUGAAGGAAUUCAAGGUGGUGGAAAGCAAGAAGGAAAGUCAAGAAAACAUCACAGAAGGUCAACAAGAACUCGUUCCCGUCAAGAAAAAACAAGCAAGCCCAAACUGACCAUUCUAAAUGUUUGUAACACUGGAGAUAAGAUGGUAGAGUGCCAGCUGGAGACACACAAUCAUAAAAUGGUAACAUUCAAGUUUGAUUUAGAUGGGGAUGCUCCUGAAGAAAUAGCAAUUUACAUGGUCGAGAAUGACUUCAUCUUGCAGACUGAAAAAGAGACAUUUAUUGAGCAACUGAAAGAUAUAAUUGAUAAAGCUGAGGAUAUGCUGAGUGAGGAUACAGAAGGAGAAAGAAGUUCUGAUCAAGGAACCAGUCCGCUACAAGGACAUACCACUGUUUUAGAAAUGGGAGAGGUUUCAACAGAUCAGCAGUUGCGGGGCAGCCAGCCUGUUUAUCAGCAGAAUGUGCUGCAUACUGGCAAACGAUGGUUUAUUAUAUGCCCAGUGGAUGAAACGCCCACACCUGAGGUAAAGAAAAGCACUUCAUCUGCUUCAACAGCACAGCUUGCAACUGCUCAAGAGCCAGAAAAGCAAAUCAGUACUCGGGCAGUGCACUCAUCUGCUGCAGUAGCUCAGGCCCACUUUGACGUCUCUGAUGGCCAUCUCAGCACAACUACUCCUUUCACUACAGGCCCUGCUGGUGUCGCCCCCUCGACACCUUUAUCAGCUCCAUCAAUUGUUCAAUCUGCUGCUUUGCCGUCGACUGGUUCCCAAGUUAAGGAUCCGUGUGGGAGUACAGGAGAGCCAGAAAUCCGACAGACUCAACCUGUAGUGACCAACGGACCACUGAAUGAAAUUCUGAGCUCCGUUCCAAUUGAGGAGCUUUUUAGUUCACUCUCGCCCUUGCAGGCUGUGCAGCAAGUUGCUGAAAUUGCUUGUGCAGCUUCUGUUGCCGAUCUCCCCUGCUGCCCCAUCGUGCCACCUUCAUUGGAAAUUACUUCUACUUAUAGGGCCAUAUCCCCACCUUUCCCUAUCUCGGACCAAAUUUUAGACCAACCACCGGCUUGUGAGGCUGAAUCGGCCCAGCAGUCUGUGGUAUUGCAGCAGCCUUUUGCAGCCCAGAUUCAGGCAACCGUUGGAUCUACUGGAACAACGGCUUCAUCUCAGCCUCAAAGCCCAGCUCAAGCUCCUCAACAGUAUCUGCAACAGCAAGCGUCCGCUUCUGGGCUGUCUAGCACUCCACAGACUUCUGUGGUGGAGUCUGAUGGGGAAGGCCCUCCAAGGGUGGAGUUUGUGGACAAAACAAUCAAGACAUUGGAUGAAAAACUACGCACUUUACUAUAUCAAGAGUAUGUUCCUGCAUGCUCAGCAGGUACAUCUGAAACAUAUGAAUAUAUUCACUCUCCUCCUAUUAUUGAAAGUAUGAUAGCUGAGAUUGAAAAUAUGCCAUCAGGAAUCCCUGACACAGCUGGCAAUCAGAUGUCAAUUCCUGAUGAAGCGUUGAAUCAUCCUCUGUGUUCAUCAGAACUACCUGUGAAGGGUGGCAUCCAGACAGCAUCUGCCAGUAAAGUGACUUAUGAACAGAUGCCUCAAAUUCCAGAAAGAAGUGACAGCUUGAGCUGUGGUAAUGAAACUGACACACACUGGAAAAAAGGGUCAUUUGACAGUACAAGUAGAGGAGAGUUUCUUCUCAGCUUGGCCGCUAGUACACCAAGCAGCACAGCAAAGAGCAGGUUUCAGAUUAUUCCCACCCCCCCAGAUAUCCUCAUAAGGCGACUUGACCGAAACAAGAAGAGUAUCUCUCCAAGAACCAAAUGCAUGAAGAGUCCAGCACAGACACCUCUGGUGAAUGGGGUGCAUGGUUUAGACUUUCGAGAGAGCAAGACGACUGAGAAUGACUACAAUAACCUUGGUGCGCCAGCAGAGGGCUCUCCAAUCACAACUAUUGGCAGGUUCUCUGUCGUGAGCACCAAGGAUGAAGUAACUUUCAAGACACCUUGCAAUAACAGAUAUUCAGCACCUCCUGACUUCUGCAUGGAUGAACCUCCCUCCAGUCCCAAAAGAAAGUCUGUUCCCCGUGCUCAUACAUCUAUUCCUGUUGAUGUCACUGUCCACAGUCAUUCUACAGAUUCUGGGGAUGAGGUUAACAAACCCAAAUCUGCUGCUUCUGCCACAAUCCCGUGUUCUAGCACAAGUGAUCAUACCAGCAAUGAUCUGAUGAAAAAAGCUGUUGCUUUCUUAAGAAGAUCUGGAAAACACAGCAGUGUUCAGAGCCCUGACACUCUGAAUGGACAGGAGGCAAACAUUCCAACAAUAAGUAUUACCUCCUUCCAUUCUCAGUCCUACGUCAGCAGUGACAAUGAUUCUGAAUUUGAAGAUGCAGAUAUGAAAAAAGAGUUGCAGAGGCUCAGAGAAAAACACAUGAAGGAGAUCUCUGAACUACAGUCCCACCAGAGGGGUGAGAUUGAGGUGCUUUUCAAGAAACUUGGCAAACCUCUCCCCCCAACUCUGGGAUUCCUGCAUGCAGUGCCACCAACUGGCAGGAGGCGCAGAGCCAGCAAGUGCAAGCUCAAAGCUGGGAAGCUGCUCAAUCCUCUGGUUCAGCAACUUAAAAAUGUUACUGCUAAUACCAGUGAGCCACCUGUGAAUUCCACUGCUGCCUCGGCUAAAGACUCCGGUCUGGCUGACAGUACUCCAUUAACCACUGCAAGUACACUGCCUUCCUCCGCUACUGUCAUUCCAACUACUGAGCCUGUUCAGACACAGCAGCCCUGCUCAGUCAAAGGGUCUCUCUCCUCUGAAGGCAUCUGUUCCGGCUCAAUCAGCGAUGGGAGUGGAGCGCACAGCGGGCUCAGUCAAGGCUGGACGGUUUACCACCAAACACCCGAGAGAGUGACCUAUAAAUCUAGUAGCAAACCUCGUACCAGAUUCCUCAGUGGACCUGUGUCUUUGUCCAUCUGGUCUACCCUGAAACGACUUUGUCUAGGCAAAGAGCGCAGUAAUAGGUCCUCAAAUAAUGGUAGUUCGACUGUGCCGGUACAGAGCCAGCAGCCCAUGCCACAACAGCUGCAAGGACUGGUGCAGGCUCAAGCCAACAACAGCAACAACAAAAAAGGCACCUUUACAGAUGAUCUGCACAAACUAGUGGAUGACUGGACCAAAGAAACUGUUGGAGCCACACAUAUAAAACCUUCUUUAAACCAGAUAAAGCAAAAUAGACAGUGGGAAGAUAUGGAGCCCAAACCAAAGCAAGCUGUGAGUGAGGUGAAAUGCACGAGUAUACCUGGAACAAUGAAGAAGUACCAGAUUCCACUGUCAUGCCCAAUGACUGCUGCACUGGCUCCAGGGAUUUCACCAGCCAUGACUGGCAGCCACGUCGCUGGGAUGAUGCCUCCUUAUAGAAUGCCUGCCUGCCAGUUCAGAGGACCCAUUCCUGGGUCGGUGUAUGGAGUACAGUGGCCAGUCAUAACGGGUCCAGUGGCACAAGUCGCUGUGUUUGGGGCACCAGAUGUGCCCAGAUUUCCAUCCCUUGGAAAUGCAGCCUUGCAAGUUUAUCCUGUGCCACUACAGAAACCUAUUGUGAACCCACCAGGCCCCAAAAUGAGGACUACUUAGCUUAUAGUGUGUAUGCUGGUGAAAUGUUGAUAAAGCUUUGCUCUGGUGUGUAUUAGUUUUAUAGGGAACACUUCUGCUGUUGGAUAUGGUUCUGCUGGCAACUGAUGUAAGGCUGAUUUGAGCACAUAGCCAUACAUUGCCUCAUGCAAUCACUGUGAAACAAUUUCACAAAGUUAAGGUUAGUUUUGUCUUGGACAAUUUAUAGCUUCUUAAGUAUUAUUAAGACACUUUAUUAUGUUAUAUGCUUGUAUGCUAAAACACUAGUAACCUAAACAAGGUUUUCAAAGAAUUUGAACAUGAAUUUAAAAGGUUAUUUACCCUGAGGGAGUAUAGUGCCUUGAAUAAUGCUUUUCAGUUUCUGCUGGAAAGAGGUGUAAAUGUUUGAAAGAUAUAUAUUUUAUUUUGGCUUGUGUGUGUGUAAUAUAUAUCCUUUUCAGUUUCUUUUCAUUUUUAAUUUUAUUUAUUACAGAAAAUCUAAAAUACCUACCCAGCACUGCUUUUGCCACUGUAAAUUUAUUUAUUUUGAAUAAGUUUUUUUUUUUUGUUUAAUUGGCUACACUAAAAAAUGCAGUUUGCUUUUUUUUUUCUUGACCCAAAACAACUUUAAUAUUUUGUUCUGAAUGUAGGUUCUCACUUGCCAAAAAAAAAAAAAAAAAAAAAAAGUUUUUCCAUUUACUUUCACACCAGUACAACUGAUUCACUUGAAUAAAAGUCAUAAAAGGAAAUUAGAUUAAAAGAAUGCUUAGUUUAAGGGAUUGAAGACACACCAGACCAGAGCUACACUGAUACACCACAGUGCUUUUUAACACAGAGGGAGCUGGAAGCUGCUGGGGAUUAUAGUCUUUGUGUUUUUAUUUAAAUAUAUUGAUGUAUAGAAGAUUGCAACUGUGUAUGUUUGGUUUUUUUUUUCAGUCUUACAGUUGCACACAUUGGAACUGGUGUUCACAAUUCUCCAGAAAGUUUGCACAUUUAACACUUAAUAAAGCAAAUGCAUUUACAGCAGAUGGCACAGUGCUUUUUGUUAGUUUGGGUCUCUGCAAUCACCAGUGUUUUGAACAGAAACCAUUAUUAGUUCAUGUUAGUUAUUUCAGCAUAUUUUGCUACGUGGAAGUAUACAGCUUUACCCUGCUACCCAUUUAGUUUAGUACUUCAGUAUAAGACUGAUAACAUCACAUAGUUGUUUGGCACUGAACUGAUGACACAGUUGCAUGAUUUAAAUACAUGAACAUCAGAAAGGGGUCAUUUUAAUGUAUGUUGAACAAAUGCAUAUACUAUUCCUACAAAGGUAUGGUAUUCUUAAAAGUGUUACUGUAGGUUACUAAUGUGAAACAGUGUUCUCGCUACAUUAAAGCAGAUGUGAACUGUGCUAUUAUUUUCUAGGACUUUUACCAAUAAACCACAAUGGGCUCUAUUUUGAUUUAUUUUUCUUUCUUGUGACAUCUCCCUUGCAGGUAAUGUUUAUUAAAACAGUGCGAGAUCUUUGUAUCCUUUUAGUGCUAAGAGCAGUUACUUUUUUUUUUUUACUGAUUAGCACAUCUAGAAUGUUAACAGAUAAUCACUUAUGAAUGACUUGCAAGAUCUCUAGUUGAGAAAGCAGCCUGCUUCAUAAAUCCUGGGACAAACCGUUUAACUGCUAAAUAAACUAAAUGGCGCAAGAUAACUAAACUGUACCUGUAAAACUGAUAGUUUGUUCCUAUGUUUUUGACCAAAACAAAUGGCAAAACAUUGGCACAGGUUUACAAAUAACACUGUAUAAAGUCAAAUCUUAAUUACUUGGUAUUCUUUCAUGCAGUUACAUUUUAUACAUGCUGAAUUGCAGAGAUGCUUUGUGCUGCCAAGCUGUGAAUUGUAUAGUUCUACUGUACUUAUAACUGAUCUUAGUCUUCAGUUGUUUUGUUCUUACCCUUCAAUAUAUAUUCCAUCAAUUCGGUUAGAAUUGGAUUUUUAUAGACUAUUAUGCAGAUUCUUCUGCCUUUUGGCAAAUACUUACUGUAGUAAGAGAUUAAUGUUCUCUGUUACUUGACUUGCAUUUUUGUUUAUAUUCAUGUCUGCUUCAUGAGCAAACAUGGGGAACCUAUUUUUGAAAAUCAUUGAUGCUUGCACUAAAACUUGAUGUCUAAAUUACUUUUGCCUGUUGUAAACUCCUCUUAUGUUGACUGACAGUCGUUGGCACUCGAUCACAA